GUGAAAAACCGUUUGAAUGUCCAAACUGCCAUGAAUGUUUUGCUAGGAAUAGCACACUCAAAUGUCACCUGACGGCCUGUCAGUCUGGAGCUGGAGCUAAGAAGGGAAGGAAGAAGCUGUACGAGUGUCAGGUUUGUAACAGCGUGUUUAACAGCUGGGAUCAAUUCAAAGAUCACUUGGUAAUACACACUGGUGACAAACCCAACCACUGUACCUUAUGUGAUCUGUGGUUUAUGCAAGGCAGCGAGCUGAGAAGGCAUCUCAAAGACAUACACAAUAUUUCAGAACGUCUAGUGACCGAAGAUGUUCUUCCAGUGGAAGCUGAACCAGUAACAUCAAUGACUAUAAUAGAACAAGUGGAACAAGUCCACGUCCUACCAGUAAUUCAGGUACAGGUGGAUCCUGCACAGGUGGCUGUGGAACAGGUGCACCCGGAUCUCAUACAGGACGGUCAAGUGAAAGGCACGCAGAUAGAUGAACUGCAAGAGCAGGUGCAAAUUAGUUACUUGGAGGUUGAACACAUUCAGACCGAACAAGGUGCUGAAGUUCACGUGGAGCAGUUACAAGUUGAGCACGUAAAUCAAAUACAGAUGGAAGAAGUCCAGGCAGAACUCAUAGACGGAACAGACCUUGAACAAGUAGAAUAUGAAAAUGUCGAUCAAGGAGAAGCAGAAGGAAAGGAACCUAAUCAAGUAGAUGAUGCAGGUAAGGAAUAUCAUGAACAAGCUGAAGACUUAAAACCACAAGAAUCGGUGGACACUCAGGAUAAAAAGAUGGAUGACUAG
This is a messenger RNA of Eurypyga helias (sunbittern), 785 nucleotides long. Its product is annotated as zinc finger protein 131-like. The record is from RefSeq and is a predicted model, not a curated record. Gene Ontology annotation, biological process: regulation of transcription by RNA polymerase II. The transcript is spliced from 2 exons. Gene Ontology annotation, cellular component: nucleus. The annotation marks the transcript as partial. NCBI's taxonomy places the organism in Eukaryota, Metazoa, Chordata, Aves, Eurypygiformes, Eurypygidae. Gene Ontology annotation, molecular function: DNA-binding transcription factor activity, RNA polymerase II-specific; RNA polymerase II cis-regulatory region sequence-specific DNA binding.